Molecule: messenger RNA, 3777 nt
Organism: Centropristis striata (black sea bass)
Lineage: Eukaryota; Metazoa; Chordata; Actinopteri; Perciformes; Serranidae
Product: delta-like protein 4
Exons: 11
Coding region: 329-2380 (683 amino acids)
Biological process (GO): cell communication; multicellular organism development; establishment or maintenance of epithelial cell apical/basal polarity
Cellular component (GO): protein-containing complex; plasma membrane
Molecular function (GO): calcium ion binding
Source: RefSeq, a predicted model, not a curated record
GCUCCGCCACAUGCCCGCAUCACUGUUGGCAACACGAGCCUCGCAUCAGCACAGCAAACUCAGACCACAUCUGACCGGCACGAUGGAUGGGCAACAGAAAGAUCGCAGACAGUCUCACUUGUGGAUAUUGACGUUACUGAUAUUUGUCUAACCUCUACAGCACUGGAUAACUUUCCAACUUCUUCUUUUGGAUACGGAUUGUGGAGCUGGAUCUCGUCCUGCAAGCGUUGGAAAAAGGGAUUAUAUGUAUUUCGCCAUCACCACUUUGGAAUAGGGGCGUUUUUGUUGGAACUGAUUUUUUAAGGAUACGCACAUUAAACUCUAAAGGAUGGCCGUUUGGUUCACCUCUGUUCUCGCAAUAGUUGUAACAUUAUUUACUCAGGUUCUGGGAUCAGGUGUGUUCGAGCUAGAUCUCCAUCACUUUCAAAAUACUAAAGGUUUGCUGGCAAAUGGACUCAGUUGCAGCAUGACUGGCUGCAGGACUUAUUUCAGGGUUUGUUUGAAGAACUUCCAGACAGUGGUGUCUCCCGGCGACUGUAUAUUUGGAAGAGCCACCACACCUGUUCUGGGCAAAGACUCCUUCAGCAUCCAGCAGGACGCCAGGCUGCGUCUGCCGCUCAACUUCACCUGGCCGGGUGCAUUUUCGUUAGUUAUUGAAGCCUGGUCUUCUCCUGCAGCGGACCUACCUGGAGAUACCACCAACCCUGAAUUCUUGAUUAGCUCUUUUGCCAUCCAAAAGCAGUUGGGAAUAGGGAGUGAGUGGUCCCAGGAAGUGCAGAGGGGGACACAGCAGACGGAGCUAAGGUACUCAUACCGGUUCAUCUGCAAUGAACAUUACUACGGGGACACUUGUUCCAAAAUAUGCGCUCCGAGAGACGACCAUUUUGGCCACUACACCUGCAAGCCUGACGGGCAAAUAGCCUGUCUACCGGGAUGGAAGGGAGAAUACUGCCAAGAACCAAUCUGCCUGGAAGGGUGCAAUGAAAGAAAUGGAAAUUGUACGCUACCUGGUGAAUGCAAAUGCAGAGAGGGCUGGCAGGGACUCUUUUGUGAUGUGUGUAAACUCCAUCCAUCCUGUAAACAUGGUACCUGUGCAGAGCCGUGGCAGUGCACCUGCAAAGAAGGCUGGGGAGGCAUCUUUUGUGAUCAAGAUCUGAACUACUGCACCCAUCACAAACCCUGUGCCAACGGAGCAACGUGCAUGAACACAGGCCAGGGCAGCUACACCUGCACCUGCAUGCCAGGCUUCACCGGGGUUAACUGUGACUUGGAGGUCAGGGAGUGUGACAGCCAGCCCUGUCGCAACGGAGGCCACUGCCUGGACUCUGAGAACGGCUAUAGGUGUAAGUGUCCUCAGGGGUUUGAAGGGACACACUGUGAACACAAGAAACUGACCUGCGCAGAUGCACCCUGCUUACUCGGUGGCAAGUGCAGAGAGAGGGAUAAUGGCCGUUCUUACAUAUGCGAGUGUUCAGCAGGCUACACUGGACUGAACUGUGAGAAGAAAGUGGAUAAAUGUACCUCACUGCAAUGCACGAAUGGUGGACAUUGUGUGAUCCACGGUAACCUCCGACUGUGCAGCUGCCGCUCAGGCUUCACAGGUCUGCGCUGCGAGAUCAACAUCAACGAAUGUGCCAGGAACCCCUGUGCAAACGGCUCCACCUGCAUAGACCGCAUCAACGACUACACCUGCACCUGCCCCCCAGGGUACACGGGCCGCCACUGCGAUAAGCCAACUGACCGCUGUGCCUCUCAACCCUGCCUGAACGGCGGGACCUGCACCACUGGAGCCGAAGGCCAGCCUGCCUGCAUCUGCCCCGACCACUACAGCGGCCCCCAGUGCCAGCCCAACGAUGUGCCUUCACCCAACACGCAGAGCCCCAACAACAAGUGGAGCUUGGUGGCCAUCUGCUCGGGCGCAGGCCUGGUGGCUGUUCUGGUGCUUUUCUGCAUGGUCGCCGUAGUAAUACAGCACCUUAAGAAGCAGAGAAGUAAGGAGCAGGACUCAGAGACGAUGAACAACCUCUCCAAGGUUGACUUUCAGAAAGAGAACCUCAUCUCUACUCUAGAGCUCAAGAACACCAAUAAAAAGGUGGAUUUGGAGGUGGACUGUCCCAGGGAAAAGUCUAAUCACAAACACAUCAACCACUACCACCUGGACUAUAAAACCUCCAUGGGGUACAAGGAUGAACUGUCCCUUCUGGACAAAGAUGAAAACUGUGAAAAGACAAUAGAAGAAAAAAAGCAUUUGAGUAGAAUGUACAGUGAAAGGCCGGAGUGUAGAAUAUCAACAAUAUGUUCUUCCAGAGAUUCAAUGUACCAGUCUGUCUUUGUAAUAGCAGAGGAGAAAAAUGAAUGCAUCAUUGCAACUGAGGUAUAAUAAAUGGAAGAUAUUCUUCACUGUCAACAUUGGAUUUCUUGUGGACUGUUUACAAGUGUGGAGAGACUGGGAUUUAUUUAAAUGCAAGUUGCUGCUCUUGAAAACUUGAUAACUGGAUGGAGCCGGUGUGCUCUUCGAAUUCAACAGAACUGAAGCUACUAAUCUUUGUGAGAAUGUAAAAGACUGAAGAAAAAAAGACUAUAAAUAAUGAGCAAAUCUGACUUGUAGACGCAAUGUUUUUGACUCAAAUCCUCGUCUGCUCUGUUCAAGUUCAACCAAGGGCGACGGGCCAACGUGUUUAUGCCUGCGUGUUGAUUAGAGGACUAUCCUGAUGUGCUCCUCUCCACCUUAGUGCAGUAAUCAGCAAUCAACAAAUCAACUUGCUGCUGAGCCUGGGGAAGGAGCCAGCCUUUUUUCCAUUUUUUUGUGGCCUGCAAUGCGCUAUGCAAAAGAAAAUCAACAUUGUGCUUAAUCAGAAAGGGACAAAAAACUACUGAAAACGGUUCAUUUUUGUAGGAUAUUUAGGGUUAUUAGUUUUGCAAAUCCUUUUUUUUAUAAAGAAUGUAUGCAGCCUAGAUCACAAAGCCUUAUAUAUAUGUUUAAAAGCAUUGUGCCCGCCUUAUCUUGAAUCCUUUGCACAGCAAACUGAACAUAAAAGAUCAAAAGAUGCAAUAUGCUGCAGGGAAACCCAUGAUAAGGCCUUGUUUUACCUUAUGCAAGAUCAUCCUUAAAUAAAGACAAAGAAAUACAUGAAGUGACUAUCGUACCAACGACGCCUUUAAAGGAAAUUACUGAACCAAUAAUGUUGUUUUGUAGGAUUGGUAUUAUUAGUAAUUUAAGAAUAUGAAGCACUGAUCACUCUCUCUCUGUUUUAUAAGAUUAUUUUGUAUAUACUGUAUAUUUAUAUGUUGAGAUUAGAAGUAUGAAUCUGUUUUUAAGUUGAUGCCCAGAAAAGGUGAAUUUAUUUUUAAAGUGUUGUUUGUGUUUUAUUUGUAUUAUUUUUUGUUAUAAAAAGAAACAAUGAACACAUAUCUGGUACACUCGUUUGUUUGUUGGUCUUCAGUGGUUUGGGUGUACAAAUAAGAGCUCCUAAUUUUAAUGUUGGAAUCAUCUAGAAAAUGUAUUUGUGUCAGCCGGUGUGGAAGUGGCUUCAUUGUCUUUAGAUACGGUCGUAUUUGACAUAUCUGGUAGCAUUUCUAAUGAUUCCAUGUCUUAUGUCCAUGACGUAUGUGUCAGUGUGAUGUGAAAUCAAUGUGCUAGCAAUCAUUCAGUGGACAGAAAUGUUAGGAAAUACUCAAACCAAAAAGAUAUAUAUUCAAAACAACAUCUGUAUGUGAAAAUAAAGAAUCCUUGUGGUCUUUCUACAGCACGUAACUGCUUGUACUGUAUUUUUAGAU